AUCCCCGUCGCCAUCGCCAUGGGGCUGCUGUCGCAGGGCUCGCCGCUGAGCUGGGAGCAGACGCGGCGGCACGCGGCGCACGUGCGCGCGCACGGCAUCCUCCAGUUCCUGCACAUCUACCGCGCGCUGCGCGACCGACACAAGGACGUGCUCAAGUGGGGCGACGAGGUGGAAUAUAUGCUAGUGAAAUUUGACCACGAGAAUAAGAAGGUUCGCUUGGUGCUCUGUGGUGAAGAAGUUCUUCAAACACUGCAAGACAAAGGGGAGAAGGUAAACCCCAAUCACCCAACRCUCUGGCGCCCAGAGUACGGAAGCUAUAUGAUUGAAGGGACUCCUGGGCAGCCCUAUGGGGGCACCAUGUCGGAAUUCAAUACCGUGCAAGACAACAUGAGGAAAAGAAGGCAAGAGGCUGCUUCUGUGCUUAAAGAAAACGAGGCCGUUUGCACCGUGACGUCCUUUCCAAGGUUGGGGUGUCCUGGAUUUACCCUGCCGGAGUAUAAGCCAACACCAGUAGAAGGAGGAGCUUCAAAAUCCCUGUUUUUUCCAGAUGAAGCCAUCAAUAAACAUCCUAGAUUUAGUACACUGACCAGAAAUAUCCGGCACCGAAGAGGAGAGAAGGUUGUGAUAAAUGUACCAAUCUUUAAAGAUAAGAACACACCAUCCCCAUUUAUAGAAACAUUUCCUAAUGAUGAUGGAGAAGCAGCAAGAGCAGCUAAACCCGACUAUAUAUAUAUGGACGCUAUGGGGUUUGGAAUGGGAAACUGCUGUCUUCAGGUAACAUUCCAGGCUUGCAGCAUCUCUGAAGCGAGAUACCUCUAUGAUCAGCUAGCCACUAUCUGUCCAAUUGUGAUGGCCCUGAGCGCCGCCGCUCCCUUCUACAGAGGCUACGUGUCCGAUAUCGACUGUCGCUGGGGAGUCAUCUCGGCCUCUGUCGAUGAUCGAACGCGAGAGGAGAGGGGGCUGGAGCCACUGAAGAACAACCAUUAUAGAAUCAGUAAAUCCAGAUAUGAUUCCAUAGACAGUUAUCUAUCUGAAUGUGGUGAGAAAUACAAUGACAUUGAUUUGACAAUAGACAAAGAUAUCUACGAGCACCUGAUAAAGGAAGGUAUUGAUCACCUCUUGGCACAGCACAUUGCACACUUGUUCAUUCGAGACCCACUGACUUUGUUUGAGGAGAAAAUACACCUAGAUGAUGCGAAUGAAUCUGACCAUUUUGAGAAUAUUCAGUCUACGAACUGGCAGACCAUGAGAUUUAAACCACCUCCUCCAAAUUCCGAUAUCGGGUGGCGCGUGGAAUUCAGGCCUAUGGAGGUCCAGUUAACAGACUUUGAAAACUCGGCUUAUGUUGUGUUUGUGGUACUGCUCACCAGAGUGAUUCUGUCGUAUAAACUGGAUUUCCUCAUUCCUUUGUCCAAGGUGGAUGAGAACAUGAAGGAGGCCCAGAAAAGAGAUGCAGUCCGGCAGGGGAAGUUUUACUUCAGGAAGGAUAUUUGUAAAGGUGGCAACGCCGUGGUGGACGGCUGUGGCUCGGCGCAGAACGGCACGGACACGGAGGAGUACGCCCUCAUGAGCAUCGACACCAUCAUCAACGGGAAGGAAGGAUUCUUUCCUGGUUUGAUCCCRAUUUUGAACUCUUACCUUGAGAACAUGGAAGUGGAUGUGGACACAAGAUGCACCAUCCUAAACUACCUGAAGUUAAUAAAGAAGAGAGCAUCUGGAGAGUUGAUGACGGUGGCCCGAUGGAUGAGGGAAUUCAUCGCGCAGCAUCCAGACUACAAGCAAGACAGCGUGAUAACUGAUGAGAUGAAUUACAGCCUUAUCUGGAAAUGCAACCAGAUUGCACAAGGCCAGGCCGAAUGUCCGGAGCUCCUGGGAGUGGGAUUUAACAAGAAGCCAAGUGGAAGCAAGACUGGCUCUUCGUAAUGAAUGUGUCUUACACAGGAGGAAGUUGUAAGCGUUUUAGCAAAGCACUAGCAAGGGUACUGUGAAUCUGGCACAGCUUCAUGGUGUGAAGACCAAAACAGGUGAUACUGCACUAUAAAAUGGGCCAAUCUGCCUGAAUAUUCAUUUAAGGCGUCCUAGGGUGGGCAUAUUCUUUAUUGUUAAGGUUUAUACAAUGUACAUGUAAAUAGUAAAAUAUUUUUAUGAUUAACAUCAAUGUAUUUUAAUAACAUUGUAUCUAAAGUUAUUGUGAAUUAGCUUGUAACUUUUAUAURCUUAUUCUAGAAAGAAAAAAAUUGUCCUGAACAGCUUUGUAAAUGUAAUGGUACUUGUAUAUUAUAUGCAUUCCAGUUACCGAAUGUUUACUGUAAUUUUUCUAACCUGGAAUGUGCUAAGUAAUCUUCCUUAUUGUGUAUUUAAAAAAAAAAAAAAAGCCUUCUGGAUCUACCCAGUUCAUGGAGGCUGGAGGCUUCUGCCUCUCAUUCUGAUUUUGAAAGUAUAUAAGACUAUGUGAAUGCAUGUGCAGUCUGUUUGUUAAUCUUUCCAGCAGUUUCCAGCUGCCACAGGACCUGCAUCCCUUCGCCAGCUGCCCAGCUGGGAGGAACUGGUCUCUGCAUUCAGAUAACGCAAGUGCAUCUGUCUCCUGAUAAAUUUAGUCUUAGGAAAGAGUUGCCCUAUUCUUUAUGUAACCUGCAGUUCCUGCAUAUAAAAUAAGAAGUCACAACAUAAAAGUAUGGUCUCCCYGAUGCAUGGUUGCCCUUUUCCCCCUCUCAAGUCAAAACGCUGUCAUAGUUUGAAAAAUUGCCCAAGUAAUAUGUGAUUUUUAAAAAGCUGCAAGGGGCGAAGGAGGAAAGAGGAGGGAAUCAGAGCUGUGAGACGGAUCUCUUUCCAAAGGACUGGGAGAGACCUGCCCUGCUCUGUGGUGCUCCGUAACUGCUCUUUUGCCCCCCUUUCUGCUGGUGAGUCAAAAAUGAGUGCAGCACAAAAGCAAGGACCUGCAGAUGCUUUCUGAAGGUUGAGUUUCUCCUUUGCUCUURUUAUUUUAAGUAUCUUUGUCAGCAUGUUUGUUUCCUCUAAGGUACUCGAUGUAGAGAGCUGAGGUACCUUCAGAGCUGCAGGUAGGGGCAACCUAAUCCCCUUUGGAAAACUGAUCAUGGAGUGCACUGAUCCUUUAGAGUCAGUGCUGGGAGUGAUUGUGAAGUAUUUUAAAAGUAGCCAUUGCAGCUGUAAAUAAAGCAAAUUUAUGGGGCCUUUUUAAUUUAGCUUCUUAACUGGCUUCAGAAAUGAAUUGUGUUAUGGGUAGAUUAUGCAAAGCUUCCUGCAAGACAAGUAUCAUACUCAUAAGUAUCUUAAGAUGUAAUAAUUUUUUAAAAGAACUAAUGGAGAAAACUGCAGCGCAGGUGCGUUAAGAGGAAGCUUUUCUGUACUGACAUUAGGCUUUGUGCUGUGUCCCCAGGUGUGCGUUAGAGAAUAAAAGAAUGCUUUUU
Messenger RNA from Nothoprocta perdicaria, 3428 nucleotides. It is a transcript of the gene GCLC, whose product is annotated as glutamate-cysteine ligase catalytic subunit. Gene Ontology annotation, molecular function: glutamate-cysteine ligase activity. The record is from RefSeq and is a predicted model, not a curated record. Gene Ontology annotation, biological process: glutathione biosynthetic process. NCBI's taxonomy places the organism in Eukaryota, Metazoa, Chordata, Aves, Tinamiformes, Tinamidae. The transcript has 16 exons. Bases 19 to 1923 code for a protein of 634 amino acids. Gene Ontology annotation, cellular component: glutamate-cysteine ligase complex.